UGCAGGAAUACGAAAAUGAUCGCUGGCGUAUCAUUGCGGGAAAAGUUGGCAAUGGCUUCACACCAGCAGCUUGUCGAGAGAAGGCAACUCAGCUCUAAAGGGAGUUGGUUGUAAUGGAUGAAGUUACGGAAUUUUCAUGGAUGGAUACGGACUUUGCUCAUUUCCCACAUUACUAUUUUCUCUUUUUCUUUUCCUUUCCCCUCUUCCAUUCCCUUCUUACCAUUCUUCUUCCCUCUUGUUCACUUCUUAUUUAUUUAUUUUUUUUUCAACCCCUUUGACCUACUUUCCUUGGCAGGUUGUACAAAGGGGUAUUUUGGAGAACAUGGGUGCUUUACUAGUGAUAGCUCUAGACCGGACGGCUGAUGUAAGCUGGUACUCUCAUCGAGGGCGCUGGGUAAAAUCCAGCGAUUACCCUAGUUAGGAGUAAAAUGGUAGAGCAUAAACUGCGCAAACGAUAGUU
Messenger RNA from Aspergillus ochraceoroseus IBT 24754, 460 nucleotides. RefSeq lists its product as uncharacterized. The record is from RefSeq and is a predicted model, not a curated record. Bases 118 to 363 code for a protein of 81 amino acids. NCBI's taxonomy places the organism in Eukaryota, Fungi, Ascomycota, Eurotiomycetes, Eurotiales, Aspergillaceae. The transcript has 2 exons.